AUGACGACAUUGGAGGCGGAGCAGAAGCAGCAGGAAGUCGUUCUUGGUGGGACCGAAGGCGUUGAAGAAAAGAACGACGAGGCGGUAGAGGAGGUUACACAGUCGCUCGAGGAAAUCCUAGCACUUGGACAAGGGCUGGACGACCAGGACUACAAGGCCGAGCUCGAAGUGCUACAGAACGAUCCGAAUUCGAAUCUGUACUCGGCAGUAACGUUCGAAGAGCUGAAUUUACCGGAGCCGUUGCUCAAGGGCGUGUACAACAUGAAGUUUGCCAAGCCGUCCAAGAUCCAGUCGGUGGCGUUGCCUUUGAUCUUGGCUGAUCCACCCGAGAACCUUAUUGGUCAGGCACAAAGUGGCAGUGGUAAAACUGCUACUUUUGCGCUGGGAAUGCUAUACCGAGUGGAUGUGAACUUGAGAGCCCCUCAAGCCUUAUGUGUUGGUCCCACUCGUGAGCUGGUUCGGCAGAUUAUGGCUGUGGUAAACGCCAUGGGCAAAUUCAUUGGCGUCGAGACGUUUUUGGCAAUCCCAGGCAACGACGUGGCUCGUGGAGAGCGGUUAACAGCCCAAGUGAUUGUAGGAACUCCUGGCAAGGUCGAAGGUAUGAUCAAGAAGAAGCAGCUCGACACUCGCGACGUGAAGAUCUUUGUGUUGGACGAGGCCGAUGUGAUGGUUGCUGAAGAUGGUAUGCGCGAGCGCUCUGUAUCAAUCAAGCGUCUGAUUAAGAACCGAGCUUGUCAGUACCUCUUGUUCUCGGCUACGUACGCUGAUGACGUGCGGGAGUUUGCCCAGAAAAUGGUGCCUGACCACAACAUCAUCACAGUCAAGAAGGAGAAGCUCACCCUUGACGGCAUCAAGCAGUUCUGGAUUGACUGCAAGACUCGUGACAACAAAUACCAGGUGCUCUCGGACAUCUUUGCCGUCCUGUCGAUCGGGAAGUGCGUCAUCUUUGUGCAGCAGCGCGAAACGGCCAAAGAGCUGACGCGUCGGAUGCGUGAGAAGGGCCACAUGGUUGGGAUCCUGCAUGGUGCUGACAUGGCCAAGGAGGUGCGCGAUCAAGUCAUCGAUGAGUUCCGAGCUGGCACGACCAACGUGCUGAUCACUACGAAUGUGCUUGCUCGUGGAAUCGAUGUGGCGGGGGUAUCCCUUGUCGUGAACUUCGACAUCCCGCUUACUCGAGACCAGCGCCCGGAUCCCGAAACGUACUUGCACCGUAUCGGUCGUACCGGUCGUUUCGGCCGCAAAGGCUGUGCCAUCAACUUUGUCUACGACGACAAAAGCAAGCAGGACCUUGCGGAUAUCGAAGAGCACUAUGCGCGGCCGAUAAUUCAGGCUCCCGCGGACGAUAUCGAGGAACUCGAGAAGUUGCUGGCUUGGGAGUAA
Molecule: messenger RNA, 1380 nt
Organism: Peronospora matthiolae
Lineage: Eukaryota; Oomycota; Peronosporomycetes; Peronosporales; Peronosporaceae
Source: the annotation of a GenBank genome assembly